Molecule: messenger RNA, 5217 nt
Organism: Helianthus annuus (common sunflower)
Lineage: Eukaryota; Viridiplantae; Streptophyta; Magnoliopsida; Asterales; Asteraceae
Exons: 1
Coding region: 1-5217 (1738 amino acids)
Biological process (GO): DNA integration
Molecular function (GO): RNA-DNA hybrid ribonuclease activity; nucleic acid binding
Source: RefSeq, a predicted model, not a curated record
AUGGCGGCCUCAGGUUCUUUGAAUCUGGGAUCUACGACCGAUAGUACCCAAACUACAACACCAGCAAGUAUUGUUUCCACAACCUCAGCUACUCUAAGUUCGGGGCCGGGAACAACUUUGCCAUUCAUUUUACUCCCCACUUCACAAACGUCAGAGUUUGAUGCAGAGUUUCUCUCAAAAAAUGCAAGUCUCCUACGACGAUUAAAAGCGCAGCAGGCUAGAGAUGAGCAGAUCCUUGGUUUACGAACCAGGCUCUUUCAUGAAGAAGCCCCAAUAAGAACUAUGGGUCCUACAAUGGUUACCCCUCCUACUUUCUCCACAGUCGUUACUUCGGAAACAAAUACUGGAUACGUGCAGGGUGCAUCCGGACCUACGCCAGCAAUGGCAAUACGAAAUGAAGCACAGAUAGAUAUAAUCAAUGAUCCGGAACUUACCAAACCAUACCAUCCGGUUUCCAUGACAGCCAAGUCAAAGUUUAGCGCUCGUAUCACCCAUGCUAAACUCCAUCUGAAGCUCAAAAUGCCAACUACAGUGAAAAAAUACGAUGGCACAACUGAUCCGGAUGAUCAUAUGUUUGAUUUUGACGGACCUGCACGAGUUGAACAGUGGCUGAUGCCAGCAUGGUGUUUCAUGUUCGCACAAACACUAACCGGAGCUGCCCGGGUGUGGUUUGAUGCGUUGAAUGAAGGAGAGAUCAACGAUUUUGAAGAGUUCCGCAGACUAUUUCUCCAAAAUUUCAGCCAGCAAAGGCACUACUCCAAAGAAAUCACCGAAGUUCACAACAUCCGGAGAAGGGAUGGAGAAUCUCUGGACAGUUUCAUUGACCGGUUUAAUCGGGAAAGUAUGCAGAUCAGUGGAGUAGUUGAUCAGCUACGUAUCUCCGGAUUCUGUCACGGCGUUCGGAAUAAUCAGCUAGUCGAAAAAUUGCACGAAAAUCUCCCAAAGACGAUGGAGGUACUCAUGGAACGAGCCAGAGCUUUUGCUCGAGGCAAGAACGCAUGUAAUCCUGCUCCGGAGUCAGAUCACAAGAUGUCUUCAUGGAAGAAAAAUGGUGGGUCGGUGUUUGAUAAAACUCCACCGGGGGGCAGGGGACGGCCGCACCCCUACAGCAGAAAUGACAGACCUCCACGCGGAAAAAGCUCUGGGUCAAGAUUUUACAAUUUAUCAGAUCUCUCCAAAACUCCCAGCGAAAUUCUCAGUGCGGAAGGGGCAAAUUUCCCCGCUCCACCGAAACUUCGAAACCCAGGAGACAAAAAUUCCAAGAAAUAUUGUGACUACCAUCAUGCUCGGGGUCACAAUACAGAUGAUUGCUGGUCGUUAAAACAAGAAAUAGAAAAGGCAGUGCGGUCCGACAAGCUAUCGCAUCUAGUCAAAGAAGUAAAGGAAGGAAAGUCUUCAGGGAAUUCGGGAGAUAAUCCGAACAAUCAACCAGCAAUUUGCAUGAUCCGAAGGGUGGACAACCAAGGCAUCAAGCGGUCCAAUCAGCACUUGGCCGCUUGGAUGCAGCAACCCAUUGGUUUCCCGCCUGUCAGUCUGGAAGAAAUCAAGGAUGGACCAGUCAUAGUGUCCGCAAUCAUAGCAGGACACAAGGUUCGAAGAGUAUACGUCGACAGUGGAAGCGCCACCGAGAUCAUGUACAAACAAUGUUUUCAACAGUUAGCCCCACAGACCAAGGCGAAAUUGCUCCGAGUAUCAAUGCCUUUGGUAAGUUUUUCCGGAGAGGUGGUGCAGCCUUUAGGCCAAAUCACUUUGCCAACAACGAUGGGGGAAGGAAGUUUGGUUCGAACUGUCAAUCUGACGUAUCUAGUGGUCGAAGCAAGGUCCGUCCACAAUGUCAUACUAGGAAGACCCGGUAUGUGCGCCUUCGGAAUUAUCAGUUCUACCAUACACGGAGCGUUAAAAUUCCCCACCGAAGCAGGGAUAGCAACGCUGUACUCCGAAUCUACAAUCGGUGUAGCCGAAAUACGACAGAGCAAUGGUGAUAUCGAGCCUCCGAAUAUUCUCACGGAAGAAUGGGCUAUACACCCACACUUUCCUGGCCAGAAAAUUGCAAUUGGGGCUCAACUUCCCGAGAAAACCAAGAAGAAGUUAUGGAAACUACUGUCCAAUUCACUCGACGUAUUCGCCUGGCAAACCUCUGACAUGGUUGGAGUUCCUCGGUGUUUAGCCGAACACAAGUUAAAAGUGUCGCACUCAAUAAAACCAGUAGCUCAGAGAAAAAGAAACAUGGCCCCGGCUCGUAACAAGGCCAUCUCCGAAGACGUACGAAAGUUGCUGAGCGCCGGUAUUAUAAGAGAGGUGCGGUACCAAACUUGGGUCUCCAAUCCAGUAAUGGUAACGAAGAAAGACAAAACCUGGAGAAUGUGCGUCGAUUUUUCCGAUCUGAACAAUGCGUGCCCAAAGGACUGCUAUCCUUUGCCGGAGAUUGACUUAAAGAUAGACUCCCUCUCUAGUUUCCGUCUUAAAUGCUUCCUGGAUGCGUAUAAGGGUUAUCAUCAAAUUCAAAUGGCUUCGGAGGACGAAGACAAGACCGCGUUUGUAACAAAUGAGGGUCUCUUUUGUUAUACUAAAAUGCCAUUCGGUUUAAAAAACGCCGGAGCCACUUACCAGAGAUUAAUGGAUAAAGCAUUUAAAGAUCAGAUCGGAAGAAACUUGGAGAUCUACGUCGAUGACCUGGUCAUAAAAAGCCGGGUCGAAGACGACAUGAUAGAUGACAUACUCGAAACCUUUACCAAGCUUCGGAGUAUCAACCUUAAACUCAAUCCCAAAAAAUGCUCUUUCGGCUUAGAAGAAGGAAAGUUCCUCGGUGUAUGGAUUACCCAGUCCGGAAUCCAGGCACAUCCUGACAAAAUCAAAGCGGUAGUCUCCAUGCAGCCUCCUAAAACUAUCAAAGAAAUCCAGUCUUUAAAUGGAAAGAUCGUCGCCCUUCAUCGUUUUGUUUCAAAAGCGGCAGAUCGCUCUAUUCCUUUCAUGAACGUAUUGAAAAAACGAACGGCAAAAGGCCAAAUAGAGUGGACGCCAGAAGCUGAUUCGGCAUUUCAGGAGCUGAAGGUAUGCCUCGGAUCCUUGCCCACUUUAACCGCACCAACUACCGGAGAAACUGUCACGGUAUAUCUCUCUGCUUCCCAUUUUGCGAUAAGUGCAGUACUUGUAGUGCAUCGGAAUCAGGCACAAAUCCCGGUCUAUUAUGUGAGCCGCAUCCUGAAAGACUAUGAAACUCGGUACCCGAUGAUUGAAAAGUUGGCACUCGCUUUGGUACAUGCCUCCAGACGCCUCCGAAGAUACUUCCAAGCUUUCAAUAUAGAAGUACAGACUGAUCUUCAGAUCCAGCAAAUUCUCAGGAAGCCAGAGGUCUCCGGACGUCUCACCAAAUGGGCAAUAGAGCUCAGCGCUUUUGAUAUCACCUAUGGUACCAGAGGGCCAGUAAAAGGCCAGGCAGUAGCAGAUUUCCUUACAGAGGUCCCAACAGGAGAAAGUACCAAGGAAAAACCCAUCUUACCAAAAGUAUGGAACUUGUACACGGACGGGGCCUCCAGUAAAGAAGGGUCGGGAGCAGGAUUAAUCCUAAUAGAUCCGGAAGGAAUAGAGUAUACUUACGCUUUACGCUUCGAAUUCAAAACUUCAAACAAUGAAGCAGAGUAUGAGGCUCUCCUUGCAGGCCUGCAAACCGCAGCCAAAGCAGGUGCAACCUCCGUAUUAGCACAUGUUGAUUCAUUGUUGGUAGCCAAUCAAGUCAGCGGCGAGUAUGAAGCGCGAGAGGAUAAUAUGGUUCGGUAUCUUCAGCAGGUCAACAGUCUAAUCUCCUCUUUUGAUUCUUGCAAAAUAGUACACAUACCGAGGAACAAAAACAAAAAGGCCGAUGCCUUGAGCAAGCUUGCGUCCGUAGCAUUCUGUCAUUUAUCAAAAGAAGUUCUAGUUGAAACCCUGCAGAUUCCGGCCAUCCAACAGACGAAGUCAGUCAUGUCAGUCUCCACGCUCGACAAUUCUUGGAUGACUCCGAUCGUGGAUUAUUUGAAAAAUGGGACGCUUCCAGAAGACAAAGCUCAGGCUCGGAAGCUAAAAGUGAAAGCAUUGCAAUAUCAGAUGCACGAUGGUCAACUCUACAGAAAGACCUUUUUAGGUCCGCUCCUAAAAUGCUUAACACCGGAGGAAGCAAGUUACGUCAUAAGGGAAAUCCAUUGGGGAAUAUGUGGCAUCCAUGCCGGGCCAAGGAUGGUUAUAGCAAAAAUCAUGAAUGCCGGAUAUUUCUGGCCGGGUAUGCAUCAAAGCGCGGUUAACGAGCUCCAAUCAUGUGAAGACUGCCAGCGUCACGCUCCCACCAGCCACCGCGCCAAAAACAACCUCGUUCCCGUAACAUCGGCCUGGCCAUUUCAGAAAUGGGGAAUCGACAUCGUAGGUCCUUUCCCUAUCUCCACCGGAGGGGUAAGGUUCCUGUUGGUUGCUAUCGACUACUUCACGAAAUGGGUCGAAGCCAAACCCCUCCGGACGAUCACAGGAGACCAAGUGCUGAGGUUCGCAUGGGAAAACAUAGUGUGUAGGUUCGGAAUGCCUCUCUGUAUAGUAAGCGACAACGGAAAGCAAUUUGCGGAGAAACCGUUCAAAACAUGGUGUCAAAGAAUGCGCAUCGAACAGAGUUUCGCUUCGGUGGCCCAUCCCCAGGCCAACGGACAAGUGGAAAGAGCCAACCGAAGUAUCGUGGAAGGCAUUAAAAAGCGGUUGGGGAAGGAAGGCGUCUCAUGGGCAGACGAGCUCCCGCACGUCCUAUGGGCACACCGAACCAUGCCUAAGACGAGCAACAAAGAAACUCCCUUCAGCUUGACAUACGGCACCGAAGCUGUCAUACCCGCAGAAGUAGGGAUCCCCACGCCUCGCAUACAAUUGAGCCAACAAGAGAAUGAACGAGAAAUCCACCUAAAUCUCGAUUUAAUCGAAGAAAGGAGAGAACUCGCGGCAAUCCGGGAAGCCAAGUAUAAAAAAGAGUUGGAAAAACACUACAACUCCAAAAUUAAAGAAACCCGGUUCAAGGUCGGAGAAUAUGUGAUGCGGAGUAAUGAAGCGAGCUUAACCGAAGGAACGGGGAAGUUAGCUCCCAAAUGGGAAGGACCUUACCAGAUCACAACGGCUGGGAAGGACGGCAAGUAUACUUUAAGCAAGAUGGAUGGAACCCCCGUUCCACGUACUUGGAACGGAGUGCAUCUGAAGAAAUGUUAUCUUUAG